UUCACAUCUGCUAAGUGGAGCGCACGUUCAGUCCGACCUCAGCUCUGCCUAUAGGUGACUUUACUGUGUGAAACCGAUUCUUUGAAGGACUUUACAUUUUUUUCGAGCUUGUCUAUUUCAACGCAAGCGAAGCAAACAGACUCCACGUCUUUUUCCAAUGGGAAUUACAUGCGCGCGUAAAACUUUGGCACACUCUUUCGCUCGGUGAAUUUCGGAGCCCCUGUCUUUCUAGAAACAUGCCGGAGCGAAUAAGUAUUUCAGAUUUUGUCGAGUUGACAAACGAGGAUUUGUCUUCGCCCGGGACUUCCAGCUUCCAGUCCAAGAUGAGCGACUGCAAGAACACCGUGUCAGCCGUGGAAGAGUGUCUGGAGAUGGACAACUCGACUCUGCAGAGGAUGAAGAAGACGAUUAAAUCUAUUCACACGUCUGGACUCUCACACGUGGAAAACAAAGAGCAGUACAUUGAGGUGAUGGAGAACUUGGGGAACAGCCAUCUGAGUCAGGACAACAACGAAAUCUCCACAGGCUUCCUGAACUUGGCCGUUUUCACCAGAGAGGUCACGUCCCUCUUCAAAAAUCUGGUCCAAAACCUCAACAACAUCAUGGCGUUUCCUCUGGAAAAUGUGCUGAAGUCUGAACUCCGGGACAGCAGAUUAGAGCUCAAGAAACACAUGGAGAAGAGUUGGAAGGAUUAUGACAUAAAAUUAGGGAAGCUGGAGAAGGAAAGAAGGGAGAAGACGCGGCAGCUGGGGGUGAUCAGGAGAGACGGAUCAGAUGGAGGGGAGGACAUGGAGAGGGAGAGGAGGAUUUUCCAGCUGCAGAUGUGUGAGUAUCUGUUGAAGAUCCAAGAGCUGAAGGUGCGUCAGGGACCCGAUCUUCUCCAAAGCCUUAUCAAAUAUUUCCAGGCCCAGCUCAGUUUUUUUCAGGAUGGGCUGAAAGCUGCAGAGAAUCUCACUCCAUUCAUUGAGAAACUUGCUUCUUCUAUUCACACGAUGCGACUUGAGCAGGAUGAGGAGGUAAAAAAACUCCUUCAGCUGAGGGAUUCUCUGAAGUUACUUCUGCAGGUCGAGGGAAAAGAGGAGUAUUUGAACCGGAAGAAUUCUGGAAAUGGCUACAGCAUCCACCAGCCACAAGGAAACAAGAAAUACGGGACUGAGAAAUCCGGCUUCCUCCAAAAGAAGAGCGACGGGAUCAGGAAAGUUUGGCAGAGGAGAAAAUGUGGAGUCAAAUUUGGAUACUUGACUAUUUCCCACAGUACGAUCAAUCGACCUCCAGCCAAACUGAACCUUCUGACCUGUCAGGUGCGGCCCAACCUGGAGGACAAGAAGACAUUUGAUUUGGUCACUCAUAAUCGGACAUAUCAUUUCCAAGCAGACGAUGAGCAGGAAUGUCUCAUCUGGGUGUCGGUGCUGCAGAACAGUAAGGAGCAGGCCCUGAACACGGCAUUGGGAGGAGAUCAGCUCCACGUGCAGGACAGCGGCCUGCAGGAACUUUCCCAGUCCAUCAUCGCAGAUCUGCGACACAUGCCAGGAAAUGAGGCGUGUGCAGACUGCGGGGCGCCAGACCCAACAUGGCUGUCCACCAACCUGGGCAUCCUCACAUGCAUCGAAUGCUCUGGCAUCCACAGGGAUUUGGGAGUCCAUUACUCCAGGAUUCAGUCGCUCACUCUGGAUUUGCUCAGUACCUCAGAGUUACUGUUGGCCGUCAGCAUCGGAAACACCAGGUUUAAUGACAUCAUGGAAGCAGGGCUUCCUAAUGACUCUGUCAAACCGUUACCACAGAGCGACAUGAAUGCCAGGAAGGAGUACAUAGUGGCAAAGUAUGCCGAACGUCGGUACGUCCUCCGCAGGGAAGAGUCGGAUCCGGGUCGCCUGUACGACGCGGUGAGGAGCCGGGACCUUGUUUCGCUUCUGCAGCUCUAUGCCGAGGGAACAGACCUGGCCAAACCGCUGGUGCUCCCUGAAGGACAGGGAGUCAGAGAAACGGCUCUUCACCUCUCUGUUCGUCUGGAGGAGAGAAGCUCUCUUGCGCUGGUGGACUUCCUCUGUCAGAACAGCAACUGUCUGGAGAAGAAAACAACCGAAGGGAACACGGCUCUUCACUACAGCGUCCUGCACCACAAUCCUGAGUCACUGAAGCUGCUUCUCAAAGCAAAGGCUUCUAUUCAUGCAGUGAACUCAAGCGGAGAAACGGCUCUAGACCUGGCCAAGAAGCUGCAGCACACUCACUGCAUCGAGCUGUUGGAGCUGGCCCAAAGCGGGAAGUUCAACUCUCAGAUCCAUGUGGAGUACAUGUGGGAGAGUCAGUCUCAGGAGUUCUAUGACAGUGAGGAUGACCUGGAUGAGAGAGUGAGUCCGUUACCCAAAAACCGCUCUCCUCCUUCAAACGGAGGUGGUGGAUCUGCGUUCGCCCAGUGGACAGCCAACAAUGGCACAGGUCCAGGUCUCAGGCCCUGUCAGACCUAUGAGAAUCUGGACUUCCUGUAUAAGAAUCCUGCCAACAGCGCCACCACUGGAGCAUCUCUGCCGCCACCGCUGCCAGCUAAAUCAGUCCUAAGAGGCCGCUCAGACCCGCAGAUUUCAGUCACAACAGUCCAGGAAGGAGCCCACAUCCUGCGCCGCUGCUCCAACCCGACAUCCCACUCUUCCAGUCCUCAGACUCAAACGAAACACGGCUCCUCUUCGUCAAAUACAGAAACCCAGAGUCACAGUGGGAGAGCCCAACGGUCCCCACACGGACAAGGAGGUCUGCAAAGAUCGCACAGGCAGACCUGGGACGGCCAAACCCCUCCAAGUGUCUCACAGGCGUCCAAUCUGAAUCAUGAUGGACCAGUCAGUUCAGAGAAGACCACCUCCUACCGGCGCACCAGCACCGGAGGUGGCAGCUUCGGAAAGGGCAGCGUGGGCUCUCUGGCGCCGCCCUGCUUGGGCAGCCAGGAGGAGCUGUACUGCAGCCUGGUGGGGAACGGAAACGCCUCGGCUCCAGCGCCUUCUUCCUCCCCCACUGUGACUUGUGGCCCUCGCUCCCGCAGGAAUGCAAUGGUUUCGGUCAGCAGGCCACAGAAACGCGUCAAGGCUUUGGUGGACUGCCGAGCGGUCAGCACCGAGCAACUCUCCUUCUUCAAAGAUGAGGUCAUUGUGGUCACAGCCACUAAUGACCCCCACUGGUGGGUCGGGCAUAUUGAUGGUGACCCUUCGAGGAGUGGAACCUUUCCUGUCAACUAUGUGCACAAAGUAACAGAAUGAUGCUAGUUUGGACUUCAUGACCUCAUGUGGGAAAGGAAAUACUGUUCUAUUCAUGGAUCCAAGUAAUCUGGGAGUAUUUUCACAUCAGGAUCUACUGACCAAAGGACAUCUGCAUGACUAAAUUGUCUUUUUAGGGGAUUAUUACUCAUCUCAGAAAGCAACAAAGAAACUGGAAACUUUUAUUUGUUGUCUUAAACCUGCAGGUGCAACGAUAAAGGAAAGAUAUGAUUUGCUUUAAUGUUCUUUUCAAUAUUAAUAAAACAUUUGGGCUGCAGAUAUAUAAGCUGCCUGUAUUGAUACAAGACUUGUGCAUAUAGCCAAAAUUUCCCUGCAGUACAAAAACCUCUUGAAGGCACUUUAAGUUUCAGAGGAAUCCUCCAAAGAGUUGGGAGAGCUGUAAAUGUUUAAUUAGCCAUCUGCUGAAAUCGGAGUUAGCUGCUUUAUUUCCCUCUGAACGGAAAAUGACAAGGAUUUUAAAUCAGAGGUUAAUGAGUCACAUGAGGUUCAGUAUCUGCCGCACAUUGGUCCGCAUCGUGCCUGCCAGUCUGUCUCCAGUAAAGCGUCGAUAUGUCUGCGUAGCCCGAUGAGAGAUCUGAAACUUUGGUUGAGCCGCGGCGACUCCAGGCCCAGGCUGGCUGCAGACGGAGGCCAGGAUCCUGUUUCCCACUGCCUCCAGGCAUCAGUCCCCGGAGAACCUGGAAUAACAGCAGCGUGUUGGAGGGAAAAAUAAAUACAAGAAGUCCCUCUGUCCGUCCAGGAAAUGGCACUUAAAGUGAACUCGCUAAUAAUUGCACCUCAGCACAGUAAUUUGUUCAAGGUUUUUUCACUGUAAGGCCAUAUUUUUCAUGCCACACAUGCACGCUUACUCACGGAUCAGCUUCCAGGAUUCAGGAAGUUUUUUGUGAGUAAAUGACACACAUUUCUUUUACACCUUUUUUGUACAUAUUUGGUCAAACGUAACACUUAAUAAACUUAACAUGUCCUCUUAUAUAUAUAAAAGGAGAACACGUUUGUAAUAAAAUUCCAAGUAUGCAAAUAAGAGGAAUCAUUAAGUUUUUCCACCUUUAAUGUGAGCAAUAUCCUGUACAGUUCAGCUGGAAAAUGCAUUUAUUAGUACGAGAUUAUGUUACAAACUUACUUGCAUAAGUGUAAACAUCCUUCACUCCUUCAGACACCUCAUCUACUGGAGUGGACAUGAUACUUUUCUGGGAUUAAAGCAAUAAAAAAAACUUAAGGAAUUAGUUUUUUGCAUGAUGGAUUUUACAAAAAGGUCUCUAAUUAAACAAAAAAAAAAAGAAGUUUAGACUCAACCAGAUAGUAGUGGACAUCAGGAGUUGGUGUAUGAAUUACAACGCCUAAUUAUUCAGGGUAACCAUGCAAAGAAAGAAGCAGGUAUGAGCAUUUCAUAGCCAGUUUGUGAUUUCUAAGUGAUUUUAUGCUUUAUUUUUUGUCAGUGGUGGAGUACAAACGCCUAGACUUUCUUGAACUGACUGUACAUCGAAAGAUAUCUGAUCUUGAGUGCUUGGAUAUAGGAAAUUUGCCAUGUGAGAACAGGAAUUAGAUGAUGAAUUGAGAAGCAUAGCAGUCCCAGUUUCUCAAAGUGUCUCAUCUCGAGGUGUUCAAACUCUGGAUGAGACAUAAGGGUGUGUAUAUUUAUGCAACCAGGUCUGUUUGUAGGGUGAUUUCUAUAAAAUGUCAAAUUAAAGGUGGAAAACGUUUGAAAGUUAUUUAUGUUGGUCAUCACUGUGCCAUGGUUGUGCACACUUUCAACAUGCAUCCUGAAUAAUUGUUUUAUGUUGCUUGUUUUCCCACGUGAUAUGAAUUUUAAGGGACAGUGUUACUUUUUGUUUUUUAACUUAAUAUCACAUGUUAUUGUGCAAAAUUUGCUUUGGUUAUCCACCUGACUGCUAGAGUCAGAAUAAUGGUGUUAAAGGAAAAUUUAACUUAAAGGGGUAAAAGCAUUUAGAAAACUGGUUUGGAGUCUGAUUUUUCUGUUCACAUUGUCCAAUUACUGUGUUGUGAUUAGGCAGAGAAACAUGGAAGUGUGAGGGAGCAGAUGACUGCAGCAGAUUGUGACUCUCAGUGGGACUGUAUGACAUGUAAACAAGAAAUGAGCCUGCUUUAGUUUGUAACAUAUGCAUUAAACAUGGUUAAUGAAGCGCUUUGCUGUAAAUAAAGUGAUAUCUUUGUUUCUAUUUACACAACA
Molecule: messenger RNA, 5451 nt
Organism: Poeciliopsis prolifica (blackstripe livebearer)
Lineage: Eukaryota; Metazoa; Chordata; Actinopteri; Cyprinodontiformes; Poeciliidae
Gene: asap3
Product: ArfGAP with SH3 domain, ankyrin repeat and PH domain 3
Exons: 26
Coding region: 237-3245 (1002 amino acids)
Biological process (GO): positive regulation of GTPase activity
Cellular component (GO): cytoplasm
Molecular function (GO): GTPase activator activity; protein binding
Source: RefSeq, a predicted model, not a curated record